AUGGCGUACAACUACUCAAACCCUUACCAAUCCAACUCAGCUGCUCCCGCUCGCUUAUUCAACCCCCCUUCUUCCUCGUCUGCCGCAGUCACCUCCCAAGCCAGACAAGUGCUUUUUUCUGGUCUCCCUGUCGAUAUCAGCGAGAAGGAUCUUCGAGAAUUGCUCCUCUCAGAUCCAUUGCGAUUAUCCCCAAUAACCACCUCGGUGACAUGUUUCAGUGGACCGGAUGGAAGGUUCUGCGGUAUCGCCCUCGUCUACGUCGCCAACGCUGCCGAUGCUGAGAAGAUAAGAACAAACUAUUCAGGACAACAGAUCGAUGGAAGUAAGUUAACAGAGGGACACAUCCUCCCUGCCAACCAAUCUCUUUCCGCCGCUUCCACUUCCAUAACCGCCCCAUCCACUUCCGUUCCUCGACCUACAAAUCCUGCCAAAACUCCCAAGAACAAGACCAACGGUGCAGUCACACCGAAUCCCAAGGUGGAUGAGAAGCCAGCUGGUUUGAAGCUCUUAGCACGACUGAGUAAACCAGCUCAAGGAAAGGAUAAACAGUUGGCUCUGCUUGAAAAGCAAAAGGCCAAUCUUGCCAAAUCCGGUGCUUCUGGUGCUGCUCUUCUUUCCCGACUCCAGGGUUCACCCAAAGGUCACGCAUCAGCCAAAACCAAAGGCAAAGCAACGAAAUUAUCUACUGGUACUGCUAAAGUCGGACGAGCUAAAGCAAAGGCCGCUGGGAAAGAUGCGAUGGACGUGGAUAAACCUGUAGCUAUAGCAAAGGCUAAAAAGGAGAAACCAAAACCCAAAACUCAAGCGGAAUUGGAUGAGGAGAUGAGGGCUUAUGAAAGGGCAAGAAGAUUCGCUUAA
Kwoniella botswanensis is the source of this 858-nucleotide messenger RNA. RefSeq lists its product as uncharacterized. Bases 1 to 858 code for a protein of 285 amino acids. Lineage: Eukaryota; Fungi; Basidiomycota; Tremellomycetes; Tremellales; Cryptococcaceae. The transcript has 4 exons. Gene Ontology annotation, molecular function: RNA binding. The record is from RefSeq and is a predicted model, not a curated record.